Huiozyma naganishii CBS 8797 is the source of this 1155-nucleotide messenger RNA. It is a transcript of the gene HIS5, whose product is annotated as histidinol-phosphate transaminase. Bases 1 to 1155 code for a protein of 384 amino acids. Gene Ontology annotation, biological process: L-histidine biosynthetic process. The transcript has a single exon. Lineage: Eukaryota; Fungi; Ascomycota; Saccharomycetes; Saccharomycetales; Saccharomycetaceae. The record is from RefSeq and is a predicted model, not a curated record. Gene Ontology annotation, molecular function: pyridoxal phosphate binding; L-histidinol-phosphate:2-oxoglutarate transaminase activity.
AUGACCUUUGAUUUGGAGAAAAUCGUGAGACCAAAGAUCUUCAACUUGGAACCCUACCGUUGCGCAAGAGACGACUUCACGGAGGGGAUCUUGCUGGACGCUAACGAAAAUGCAUACGGACCAACCCAGCAUGGGAUGGAGCAGUCCGUGUUGCACCGCUAUCCUGACCCACACCAGUUGCAAUUCAAAACUGCGAUCGCUGAGUACCGUAACAGAAGCUCCACUUUCACCGCGGACGAGUGCACUCGUCCAUUGACCAGUGGGAACAUUUGUCUCGGGGUCGGUUCGGACGAAAGUAUCGACGCCAUCAUAAGAGCCACGUGUGUGCCAGCAAGGGAGAAGAUUCUGGUGCUGCCACCAACGUACUCCAUGUACUCCGUUUGUGCAAAGAUCAACGAUGUCGAGGUGGUCACCUGUCCAUUGAUCACCGAGGAUAACAGUUUCCAAAUGGACUCGGACAAAGUACUGGAUAUAUUGAACAACGACCAAGAGAUCAAGCUGCUGUUCAUUACCUCGCCAGGGAAUCCAACGGGCGCGCAAAUCGAAACCGCACGGAUCGAGAAAGUGCUACAGAACUGGGACAGAGGUCUAGUCGUCGUCGAUGAAGCGUACGUUGAUUUCUGCGGUGGAUCCACAGCCCCACUGGUCACCAAGUACCAGAAUUUGGUUACUUUGCAGACAUUGUCCAAAUCGUUCGGUUUGGCUGGGAUCAGACUAGGUAUGACUUUUGCCUCCGAGGAUUUGGCCAGAAUACUGAACGCCAUGAAGGCCCCCUAUAAUAUUUCUGCUGUGACUUCUGACUACGCUUUGAAGGCGGUCCAACACCACAAUCUGGAAUUGAUGGAACAGAAUGCAGCAUUGAUGAAUAAAGAAAAGAUUCGUCUACUGGACGCGUUGACGCAGAUCAACUGUGUCGAUGACCACUACGUUGGCGGACUGGAUGCAAACUUCAUUUUGAUCAGGAUAAACAAGGGCGAUAAUGAGCUAGCGAAGAAAAUAUACUUGAACCUGGCAACCAAGUGUGGUGUUGUCAUUAGAUUCAGAGGCACAGAACUGGGAUGUGCCGGCUGCUUGAGAGUCACCGUUGGUACUCCAAAGGAGAACAAUGUUCUGAUCCAACAAUUCAAAGAGAUAAUUGAAGAACUCACAAAAUGA